Molecule: messenger RNA, 1279 nt
Organism: Phodopus roborovskii (desert hamster)
Lineage: Eukaryota; Metazoa; Chordata; Mammalia; Rodentia; Cricetidae
Gene: Rcan2
Product: regulator of calcineurin 2
Exons: 5
Coding region: 69-1028 (319 amino acids)
Biological process (GO): calcium-mediated signaling
Cellular component (GO): cytoplasm; nucleus
Molecular function (GO): nucleic acid binding; calcium-dependent protein serine/threonine phosphatase regulator activity
Source: RefSeq, a predicted model, not a curated record
AGGGAGGCGACCAGAGGAGGCCAGGCAGGGGCUUUGGCUUCCCUGGGGUCUGAUUGGAGGUUGGCCCGAUGAGUCGGAGCUGGGGGCGCGCCCAUCUCCACUGGCUAGGGCGAGAGCCGCCGGCUCGGCCCCUCCCCGGAGCCGCUUUGUCCCCGGUGACGGCGGCGGUGGUUGCGGGAGCACCGGCAGGAGGCACAGCUCGAGUGACCCCGCGACCCGGAGAGCGGGAGGCGGCGCGCAGUGCGCACCGCCCCACGCCCAGGCCCGCGGGCACCGCGCUCGCCCCGCCGUCAGGGAUGAGGGGAGAAUCUUACUUCAUCGGAAUGAGGAGCCUGGGGCAGCAGGCAUCCAUCCCUGAAGAUGGGGGACUUUUCUUCCUCUGCUGCAUAGACAGAGACUGGGCUGUCACUCAGUGCUUUGCAGAAGAGGCCUUCCAAGCGAUCACUGACUUCAAUGACCUCCCCAACUCACUGUUUGCCUGCAAUGUUCACCAGUCCGUGUUUGAAGAAGAAGAGAGCAAGGAAAAAUUUGAGGGACUGUUCCGGACUUAUGAUGAAUGUGUGACGUUCCAGCUGUUUAAGAGUUUCCGACGUGUCCGAAUAAAUUUCAGCCAUCCCAAAUCGGCUGCCCGCGCACGGAUAGAGCUUCAUGAGACCCAGUUCCGUGGGAAGAAGCUAAAACUCUACUUUGCACAGGUCCAGACCCCCGAGACAGAUGGAGACAAACUGCAUUUGGCACCCCCACAGCCUGCCAAACAGUUCCUCAUCUCGCCGCCCUCAUCUCCUCCUGUGGGCUGGAAGCCCAUCACUGAUGCCACACCAGUACUCAACUAUGACCUCCUUUAUGCUGUGGCCAAACUAGGACCAGGAGAGAAGUACGAACUGCACGCGGGGACAGAGUCCACACCAAGUGUUGUCGUGCAUGUGUGCGACAGCGACAUGGAGGAAGAGGAGGAUCCAAAGACUUCCCCAAAGCCAAAAAUCAUCCAGACCCGGCGUCCCGGCCUGCCACCCUCUAUGUCCAACUGAGCGCCACCAUGACAAUAUGCAUCUCCUCUAUUAUGCUUCCCCAUUGUGAUUUGUCCAAAACAUUAAUUGCCUUUAAGUCCCUGGGUGUUUGCGAUCCCUUCCUUGUAAUUAAGCCUCUCGGACAAAAGGGCUAGGAAAAGAUGACAUGUCUCCCGAUCAACUCAUACCCAUCAACGAUAAUCCAUUAUUUAGAAAGUUCUAGAGAAAAGAAAAAAGGUAGUAUUUUCUUAUUAAGCAAUCAGGACAGCCUA